Stegastes partitus (bicolor damselfish) is the source of this 1322-nucleotide messenger RNA. Its product is annotated as annexin A2-B-like. Lineage: Eukaryota; Metazoa; Chordata; Actinopteri; Pomacentridae. The coding region runs from base 169 to 1185 and encodes 338 amino acids. Gene Ontology annotation, molecular function: cytoskeletal protein binding; calcium-dependent phospholipid binding; calcium ion binding. The record is from RefSeq and is a predicted model, not a curated record. Gene Ontology annotation, cellular component: nucleus; vesicle membrane; plasma membrane. The transcript is spliced from 13 exons.
AUUUCUGCUCAGCCUGAUGUGUAAAAGUUUGGUCCACUGAGUCAUGCAGCCCUUCAGAUAGCAGCGCGAGCCAGCCAGCUGCUAUUUAAGCACCACACCCAGUCCUGUCCUGGACCAGAACGGAGCUGCUCGCUGCUGCUGCUGCUGCUGCCCGAAGGUGAAUCCAUCAUGGCUCUGGUGUCGGAGUUCCUCAGCCAGCUGACGCUGUCCUACGGAGGAGAAGCUGAGCCCAAGUUUCCCACCGUGGUUCCGGUCCGAGACUUCGACCCGGCGAAGGAUGCUGCCCGGCUGGAGACGGCCAUCAAAACCAAAGGCGUGGACGAGCAGACGAUCAUCGACAUCCUGACCAGACGGAGCUACGAGCAGCGCCGACAGAUCGCCUUCGAGUACGAGCGGAUCAGCAGGAAGGACCUGCCCGGGGCCCUGAAGGCGGCGCUGUCCGGCUCCCUGGAGGCCCUGAUGCUGGGUCUGAUGAAGAGCACGUCUCAGUACGACGCCUCCGAGCUCAGAGCCUCCAUCAAGGGGCUCGGAACCGACGAGGAAACGCUGAUCGAGUUGGUUUGUUCCAGAAACAACGAGGAGCUGAUGGAGAUCAAGAAGGUUUACAAAGAAAUGUUUAAGAAGGAGCUGGACAAAGACGUCGCCGGAGACACGUCGGGAAACUUCGCUAAGCUGCUGCUGGCUCUGGUUCAGACGAGAAGAGACGACCCGUCCAACGUGGUCGACUAUCAGAAGAUCGACGAAGACGCCAGACUGCUGUAUGAAGCCGGCGUGAAGAGGAAGGGAACCGACGUGGCCUCAUGGAUCAGCAUCAUGUCCCAGAGGAGCGUCCCCCACCUGCAGAAAGUGUUUGAGCGCUACAAGAGCUACAGCCCCUACGACAUCCAGGAGAGCAUCAGGAAGGAGGUGAAGGGCGACCUGGAGAAGUCCUUCCUCACGCUGGUCGAGUGCUUUGAAAACAGGCAGCUUUACUUCGCCAACAGACUCCAAGAAGCCAUGAAGAGUAAAGGCGCGAAGGAGAAGGUGGUGACCAGGAUCAUGGUGUCUCGCUGUGAAGUGGACCUGAUGAAGAUCAGGACAGAGUUCAAGAGGCAGCACAAGAAGUCGCUUUACCAGACGAUCGCUGAGCACACGAAGGGCGACUACCAGAAGGCCCUGCUCAGCCUGUGUGGAGGCGACGACUGAAACCUCCCCCGUAUGGACUCCGUUUCCCAGAAGGCCGCGGGUCCACCUGUCAGCUGACCUCGUCUCAGUAUUACUGCAAAACAAACGUCUCGUCUGCCUGAACAGCUUCAGUCUGUCAAAUAAAACUUGUGCUGGAA